GCAUGUGUGGUACCGUCUACCCAGAAAUACUGCGGAAAAGACCCGCCCCUAUUCUCCCUCUGAUUGGCUACUCGAUGCUAAAUGCUAACGUUAGCCUAGCUGUAAUGCUAACAGGCCGCACUAGAUACACCGGUUAAGAGCAACUCAGUCGCGGCAGCUCACGCUUCUCCCCCCGUAGUAUGAAGAGACGCUACCCGUUCUAAGGAACGGUAUCAUUUAGUUGGACUAACUCUAUAUAUUUUUAGAGCGAAUGUCGCAUUUACUUCGACGUCACGACUCCCAACAGCUGAUCGCUCGUCGUCAACUGUGCGCCACGAGUUGACAACACACAGCACGCGUUUCACCUUGUUGUGAUCCCAGUUCAACACGAAGACGGUCAGCUUUCAAUAACAAUAACACCACCUAGCUGAGAUGCCGAAAUAUUGUUCUGUCCCAAACUGCAAGAAUGAUUCUGGAAACGGCGGCGACAGGAAGAGCUUCUACAAGUUCCCCCUCCAGGAUCCGGUCCGGCUGCAGCAGUGGCUGAGGAACAUGCGGCGCGGCGACUGGGUCCCCUCUCGGCAUCAGUAUAUUUGCCACGAGCAUUUUGUGCCUUCAUGCUUCAAGGUGCGCUGGGGGAUCCGCUACCUUGAGAGCGACGCCGUGCCCACAGUCUUCCAGGACGCCGAGAAAAGGAAAGCGUCGGAUUCCAGCGAGAGGACGCCGAAGCGACUUCGCGCUACCGGCGAUCAAAGCGUAACGGUGUCGGUCGACGCCGCGGAGACGGAAAGCGAAACACCGCACACCGUGCGCCUGUACGAGAUCAUCGUGGACCCGUCACAGCAGGCAGAAACGAGCCGGCUGGUAGCAAGCGGCGUCGGGGGGUCUGACCGAUUCCCUUUCACUUUACUCCAGAUGGUCAACGAUCUAAGUAACGGCGAGGAGGUGAUCGUGAUGUCCGAAUGCCCCGCCAGUGAGGGUCUGGAUGAGCUCCUGAACAGAAUGCCCGCUGCGAUCUUAACGCAGGGCCACGUGCUGGUGAGUGAAGACGGGACUGGCACCCCGGAGGAGCCCUCGGACGCCCACGAGGACGGUGAAACCCAAGUCAUCGCCUACUUCAAGACCAUACCGAAUGUUUUCCCGGGAGAGGCCGCCGCCCAGCUCAGCAUGUGCCCGGAUACAGUGCUGUCGUCCGCUCUGAGCUCCAAGCCCAUCACGUCCACUCUGCCCAUAGUGUCCAAGCGCUCGGCGCCCUCCCCGACGUCCCUGGUCCUCUCCGCGGAGAAGCUGGACGAGGGAGAGGAGUACGAGGACAGCGGCGCGUCAGAGGAGGAGGAGGAGGAGGAGGAGGAGGAGGAAGAGGAGCAGGAAGAGGAGCAGGAAGAGGAGCAGGAAGAGGAGCAGGAAGAGGAGGAGGAGGAGGAGGAGGACAGCGGCGCGUCGGAGGAGGAGGGCGCCGGUGCAGAGCCACUGGAUCGCCAGCUGGAUGAGCACUGCUACCACAAGAGCAGUCUGAGCAAGGAGCAGCGUGAGGCGAUCGUGGCCGAGCUGCAGAAGAAGGUGAAGGUGCUGCAGCAGCGCCACCGCCGCCACAUGGAGAAGCUCCUGGGCCUGGAGAACACUGUGAGCCAGCUGAGGCAAAGCAACCUGCUGAACGAGGAGCGCCUGCAGCUGCUGGAGAGGGCUUACAUACAGACCAGCGCAGCGGUGUCGGAUGCCGGGCGGACCGUGGCCAUCAUCUACGAGCAGGAUGAUGCCGCGUACUUGUAUACGCCGCUGAUCGCCGUCGCUGGGAAGCUGUGAGGCUUUUUCGCCUGCCGUGUCAAUCGGCGACGGAGCCGAUGUCGCUGAAAAUAACAAAUUGAAUGUAGCGCGGCGGCGUGUUGUCGGAUCUGCUGGUAGCUUUGCACAAACGUGGAUGCGUAAUAUGUGACGGUGUCGAAUGUAGGGUUUCUUUUCUUUUUUUAAGCGCUCCACACUCUACCCUCCCCCUCUUCCUCCAACUACUUUUUGCUUGACUUGGAGUGUAUUUUUGUUUGUGAUGAUGCACAUAUCAAAUGAAUAAAACAACAAACUACCA
Molecule: messenger RNA, 2059 nt
Organism: Cyclopterus lumpus (lumpfish)
Lineage: Eukaryota; Metazoa; Chordata; Actinopteri; Perciformes; Cyclopteridae
Product: THAP domain-containing protein 5-like
Exons: 5
Coding region: 412-1782 (456 amino acids)
Source: RefSeq, a predicted model, not a curated record